CAAUCCUUUUCGAGCUUCCCCAGUCUUUCCUCCUUCUCUCUUUCACCGUCUGCCUUUCAUUCAUUCAUAUACGUUUCACACACACACACACACACAACUCCAGAACCCUCUUCUCCAUUAAUUCCUCAAUUUUUUUCAAAGGGUAAAGAUUGAAGAUUUUAAGUUCAAUUCGACCAAAGACAUGGUGAGUCCAAUCGGUAAAAUGGAGCAUCAGGAACUCGGUCCGCCAUGGUUGAUACCAAUGCUAAGAGCUGAUUACUUUACCACUUGUCGUUUCCAUGGAGAUGCUAAUAAAAGUGAAUGCAACAUGUAUUGCUUGGACUGUUGUGGUAACUCUCUCUGUUCCUACUGUUUGACCCAUCACAAAGAUCAUCGUGUUGUUCAGAUACGAAGAUCUUCCUACCAUAACGUGGUUAGGGUGAACGAGAUUCAAAGAUUUCUGGACAUUUCGUGCGUACAAACGUACAUUAUCAACAGCGCAAAGAUAGUGUUCUUGAACGAACGACCUCAGCCUAGGCCUGGUAAAGGUGUCACCAACCACUGUGAGAUUUGUGGCCGGAGUCUUGUUGACGCUUUCCGUUUUUGUUCCCUUGGUUGCAAGCUUGGUGGGAUGAAGAGAGGUGAUCGGGAUUUGAGCUUCACUCAAAAGAUGAAACAUGGCCGGGAGUUUUAUGAACCAGAAGAACCGGUGACACCUAAAAAGGUCCGAAGGUCACAUUUAUUCAAUCAGCUUAUCGACACCAACAUGUUUCAGUUCAAUCUUUAUGGGCGUAAUGGGUCUGAUAUGUCGUGUUCCUCCACCUCCGGUGAUGAAACCCCCAACAUGUCUCCGGGAACUCCACCCAUAUUCAACCACCGGAAUUCCAGCCGGAGAAAGGGCAUUCCUCGCCGGGCACCUUUUUAAUGGUCUGUGAAAGAAAAAGUCAAAAGCAAGGUGGUUUACUGGUUUAAUAUUUAACUUCCAUACCUUAUUCAUGGUUAUGGGUUCAAGAUCGUUCUUAUACAAAGAUAUGGUUGCGGGAACUCUUGGGAAGUAUGUAUGUAUGUAUGUAUGUGGUAAAGAUGAUGGCGGUGUGUGAAUGUACAAGUGUUUGAAGCAUGAUGUACAAGAGUGGUCAAUUCGUGAAGUGGAUGAUGAAGAAGAGGCGUGAAGGAUCUGAAGUAGUUUGUGGCAAAUGAAAAAUAGAAUGGAAAAGGAAAGGGUUUUGGAGGGUAGUGAUGAAUGGAAGAUGUCACUUUCUAGACUCCCAUGGUUUAUGGGUACGUUUUCGUUUCAUUUGUUGUUGUAUUUUUGUGGUUCAUAAAAAGUAAGUAUGUCGACUUUUUUGUGUACUAGUGCAUCCUCUACAAAACGACAGG
Messenger RNA from Lactuca virosa, 1359 nucleotides. NCBI's taxonomy places the organism in Eukaryota, Viridiplantae, Streptophyta, Magnoliopsida, Asterales, Asteraceae. The record is from the annotation of a GenBank genome assembly.